Astrephomene gubernaculifera is the source of this 5008-nucleotide messenger RNA. NCBI's taxonomy places the organism in Eukaryota, Viridiplantae, Chlorophyta, Chlorophyceae, Chlamydomonadales, Astrephomenaceae. The record is from the annotation of a GenBank genome assembly.
GAGGAGGGCCGGGAGCGCCGCCGGCUGCGUCGGCGGCUCGGGCGUUUGCGCAGGAUGGGUCGACGAGGCCCAAGGCCGCCGUGGGCGAGCCCUCCGCCACUGCCGCCGGGGCCGCAGCUAGGAGCAGCCAACAGGGGCCAGUACCACUGGGUGUCCCCGCGGAGGGGGAGGGGGAGGCCGAGGGGGAGAGUACGGAGCCGCACGACGAGGGGGACGUCAUGCUAAGCAGCGACCCGCAGGGGGAGGAGGAGGAGGACGACGAGGAGGGGGAGGGCGGAGGAGGAGCAGUAGAGGGGAGCUUUGCGGGGGGAGUGGCGGCGGCGGCAGGGCAGCAGCAGCAGCAGGAGGGCGGGGUGGGGGCUGCGGGUCCGCCCCCACCUCCUGCUGCGGUGCUGGAGGUGUCGGAGGCGGAUGGGACCAGCAGCAUGCGGCAGCACAUGGGCCUGCUGGUGGAGUCGCUGAUGACCAGCCUGAGGAGCACCGCGCAGGUGGACGACCCGUUUGAUAGGUUGCGGUCAAGAUCAUUCAGAUGCCCGAGGUAGACCAGCUGCUGCUGGCGGCGCUAGCACACGACAACGGCAGCAAUAACCCGCAGGAGGCAGCAGGGGGAGGAGCAGGAGCGCAGCAUAAGGCCCCCGCGGCUAACGGUGGGAGUACGGCACCGGCUAACGGCAGUAAGCCCCCCGCUGGAUCCAACCCCAACCAACAACCCCAACCACCUCAGUCCCACCCAAAACAGCAGCAGCAGCCGCAGCCAAAAGCACCCCAGCAGCAACAGGGCUCUCAGCAAGGCGAUGCCAACGGUAACAACGGUAACAGCAACAAUAACGGUCGUACAUCCCCUGCCGCGGCGCUAAGCACCUCCAAGCUCAAGCAGGCCCGCCGAGACAUGCUCCGGAACGCCAUGGAGCUGGCGGUUAUGCGCAGCAUCAGUCAUGUCAACAUCGCCACGGUGUAUGCGGUGUACGACAAUGUGAUUCUGGAGCGGUUGAAGCGCGAGGGCGGCGGUACGGCAUAUGCCCUGCGGCGGCAGGGGCCUCAGGACAUGCAGCUGGGUUCCAAACCCGUCUUCGUGGCGCUCUGCAUGGAGCUCUGCGACAGCGGCAGCCUGGCGUCCAAGCUGGAAGAGCGCUCCUUCCCGCGACUGCUGCCCGCACCCCCGCCACCCUCCGCCUCCAUCUCCCCCUCCGUCAUGCAGUUCGGAGGGGCGGGGGCUGCGGGCCUGCAGGGGGGCCCGGUCUCCCGGUCGGGUCGCGUGUUGGACAUGGUGGGGAUCUAUCUGACGGUGCUGGAGGUGGCAUGCGCGCUGCGGUAUCUGCAUGCACGGAGGCUGCUGCACAGGGACAUCAAGUCCGCCAACAUUCUGCUCAAGGCCAGCCCCACCGACCCCCGCGGCUGGACAUGCAAGCUCGCGGACUUUGGGUCGGCCAUUGUGCUGGACCAGUUCCAGCCCCCCGAGGACAUGGAGGAGGAGGAGGGUGCCGGGGGGCACGCGGGGCCCGAGGCGGGGGUGGCGGGCGGGCCGGGGGCGGGUGGCGGUGGCGGUGGCGGCCCCGGUGGCCGGUGGUUCGCGGUGCAGGAGCAGUCGUGGGGCACCAUCACGCACAUGAGCCCCGAGAGCAUGGACAACAAUUCCCGCGUGGACGCCUCCAGCGACAUAUUCGCGCUGGGUAUUGUGAUGUGGGAGAUCGCCAGCGGGCGGGGCUACAGGCCGUACAAGGAGCUGGCCCCCGAGCAGAUCGGCGCGGCGGUGCGGGGCGGGCUGAGGCCGGCCUUUACCAGUGACGUGCCGCAGGCGUACAGGUCGCUGGCUCAGCAGUGUUGGGCCGCCGAGCCGCACCGGCGCCCCUCCGCGGUGGAGCUGGUGGCGGCGGUGAAGGCGCAGCUGAGCCUGCUGCAGGCGGAGAGCCGGCAGCAGCAGCACCUGCAGCAGGCCAUGCAGCAGCAGCAGCAGAGGGGGGCGGCGGCGGCGCCGGCGGGGCCAGCGGCGGGGGGAGGGGGCAGGUCGCCUGGGGGGUUCCGGGGUUAGGGUUGGUGUGCUGUGGUGGGGGGUUAGGUGAUGAUGGAUUGACUCUCUCGCCAACUGGAUGGCGGCGUAGAACUGGCUGGUGUGUGUGUAUGCGGUGGUGGUGGUGGUGGUUGGUGGUGUAAUGGCUUAUCGGCUGCUGGUUGUGAUGUGGGUGGAGGCGGGCAGGCGGGCGGACCGUCCCGUAAAGUGCCCGUCAGUUGCAGGGGCGGUCAUCAUGCAUUUGGGGUUGCUGGCUCAGAGGGUACUGGGGGCGGGGGCGGGGGCGGGGUAUGUGGGUCUUCAGCAGGCAGCGAUUGCGGCUACGGACCCUACCGGCUGUAGAGUGUGCAGAGCAUGGUGGGUUUGCCGGCAUGCAAGGGGCGAAAGCUCCUCAGGCGGCAUCAGGGGAUAUGGAGUUGUGGGGUUGUGUCAGAGUGGAUAUGAGUAGAGAGGUCUGUGGAGGGGUAAGUUGGUGCGGCUAGCUAGGGUGCUGUGGACUGUUUGUUUUGGCAGGUGAGGUACAGGUACUGCCUGUUUCACAUUGUUCUGUUGCCGUUUUCCGUUUUCCGUUGGUAAAGUUGUUUGAAGGAGCGGCGGCGCUGCGCUGCCGGUAGGGGCGGCGGCCUUGGUGGUGAUGGUUUGGUGGAUUCUGGGGGGUGGAUGUUUCAUUCUAUGUGUGCGGACAAGAGGUAGCCAUACGUUACCUGUGAGCAGCACUGCAGCUGUCCACCUGACGGGCGGCAGGCGGGUGUGUGCGCAACCCAGGCCACCUGUGUGCCCACUUGACGACCUGCAGAGCUGACACAUCUGACCCCGGGGUGUAGUAGAAAGACGGGUCUGUCAUGACAGCAUGUAGUCAGUAAUGGGCCUGAAUGGCCUAAAUCCUUUUAUGUGUGGCGCUUGCUGGCUGGCUGGCCUGCUAUGCAGCGUAGUUGAGUGUUUGUGGGGGGGCAGCAAUUCGGGGAAGGGGGCCAGGCAUUUUGUUUUGAGCCAAAUACUAAUCACAUCUGCUGUACUUCAGCGUUAGCUACCGGAUAGCCCGUUCCUUGCGUGGUUUUACAUGCGUGUGUGUGCAGCAUAGGCACAGGCCGCCGACCGUCCUGCAAGGGGGAUGUGAGCCGCCCGGGGGGGGGUCGUUAGCGGCGCGGCAGUUUGUUGGUGUUGGUCGUUGGGUGGUUGUGGUGGUUGGCGCUCGUUCAGUAGCGCUUGUUGGUUGAAGGCUGUUGGGAGGUGGGUGAUGUUUUAGUAUAUACGUUUUUGCAGCGGCACGAGAAAGGAGCAACUUAGGUGACACAGAGAUGGAGGGCAGACAACUCAUGUCGGCUGCUGCUGUGGGGUUGUACGGCAGGGCAGGACAUUGCAGGUACCAAUUGACACCCCCGCAGACGAUACGCAGCCCCCGGCACGUGUUCGUUAUUGUCAUGCAAUUGUGCUGAUGGUCGUCAGAUGUCGCGCAACAUAUCGGUUCGGAUCAGCAUUUUUAUCGUUCAGCCAGCGUCAGGAUCAGCGUUUUAUCGUUUUGGCUCAGCUGUUGCCGCUGUUACAGCGUACAUAGGGACUUUACUCCUAUGCUGGUGGCAUUUGCAGUUGCAACCCUGGUUGGACGUUUUGUAAUUGCGGGCCCUUGUCGUCCUCACUGCUGUGCAUUUGGCCUUGCAAAGAUCAAUCGUGGAAUAUCGUUUGGUGCCUCAACGCUAACAGUGAACGCGCGCAUCACGGAGCAAUGUGUCACGGGUGUUAUUCGUGUAAAAGAUAAUCUUUUCAAGGCGCCAAAGGAUCGUUGCUAGAAGGGGGCGGAUGGGGUUUACUGAAGCAUCAAGUGUAGUAGACCGGAAGAGGUAGGCAUUGAUAGUCUGCGCGCUGGCUCCAGCUCCUCCGCGCAUUGUUGCUGGCACCAGUGUUGGUGAUGUGUUGUUUAGCGCUGGAAGGUCUCACCGCUGCAACGGACAGCAGUCCCCGGUCCUGUUCCUGCCAACACGUCGGGGCGGUGUGCGUCGGGGUGCGCUGGCAGCUGGUGGGGGUGUGGGAGCUGCGGACCAGCAUGCAGUAAGGGAGGCCCUGAUGAGGCAGAUAGGCCCGACGGGGGGAGCGGGAGGUGCGGGCUGUGUCCAUGCAAUCGCAGCCCCCAAGCGGGGAUACCGUACUGGGCUGAAGAUGCCGGUGGGUGGCAUCAUGCGGCACUGCUCAAGUGUGUAAAAUGUGCAUUGUGGCGAGUCGUUACGUGUGUGUACGGCAAGAGGUCAGGAGCCAUGUCGUUCGGAGGGGUGAAGGAAUGUGAGAAUGUCGGAGGGCGUGUUUGAGGCCAGAUGUCAAAAGCAGGGGAUGGUUGUCUUACGUGGUAUCGUACCAAGAUGUCAAGUGACUCCUCAAAGCUCCACCUCUGGUCAACUAGCUCGUUUCCUCCGCGCUUCGGUUCCUGGCACGCGUGUCUUCAGUUAGCAAUCUUAGCAUGCGCGUGUCCUGUGUGUGUUUGUGUGUAGUUGAGCGGAAACAAGUGCAAGUGUGUGUGUGUGUUACAUGGCCAAAAAUUUAUGCUGCUAAAUUGUUUGAGAGUGGUGGGCAGCAGCAGUGGGUGUUACGAGCUCACGACGGUUGUCCCAGUGGGUGGGUGGGUGCGUUCGUUCUGCCUUCGCCUCACAGAGCAGUUUCACUUUCCUUCAACGCAACACGAAGAAAGUAAUGCAAUCGUACCAGCUUUUGAUGCGGUAGCCAUGUUGGGGGGUUGUUCUGUGCAUGCAUAUGUAUGUGGCUGGAAGGAAAGGCGCAUGCAUUGGAUGGAGGAAGAAACCUGGAGUGGCGGCUGCCUGGCUGUAUAGGAGAGGAGGUGGAGGAAGGGGCUCAGGAGGGAAGAGCACGUGACGCCAGACAGGAGAGACGCGAGUGGGUGUGUGCAUGUGUUGACAUCAGCUGAGCCUCGAGCCCUACGAGCACAUGGUACCGGUUAGCAACUAAACCGCACUGCAAGCAUUGGCUAUAAAGUGUGUAAGCAUUGAAACUGCA